CUUUAAUGUUGCCACCACCUUUUAUUUUUUCCCUCUAAGCUCCACACAAACACAACGCAGACGACCACUCUUUUUCCUUACCAGCUGACCCACUAAACAUAUUUAUUUCAUUAUUUAUAUCUACACACACUGAAUGACACAAAGUCCUUUAUUUUGUCAAAGCGUAAUCAUGUCUUUUUUGGAUUGACAUGGUUUAUCUGUUGUCUUCUCUGUUUUCAAACCCAAACUAAAGGCAGUAUUCCUUUUGAAUUACCCACCAAUAAAAGUAGAAGAAGGAAAAAAAGACAAACUAGGUUGAAUUUGAAGGGAGGAAAUUAAUCAUAAACAAGUGUUGCAAACUUGAGGAGAAUAUGUGUUCAAGAAUAAUCAUGCGUUGUCUACAGUUAAUUCACCUGGCUGCUCUUGUACUCUGUUCAGAAGUUUCAAGCCUCAAACUAACACCAGAGCCAACUACACUACUACAUCCCCAUGAUCACGAAAACAUAAAAUCGCACGACUCCGUAUUAAUUUCCGCUCGGCAAAAUGACAUAACUACCCCUAUCACGACAGUCCCGACAGGCAACCCGUCGACCGAGUUUACGAACCCAAUUUCCUCAAAUCCCGAGAAGCCGAUGGUAACGAACCCUAAUAAUCCCCAAACUACCCCUUUACAAACGAACAAGCCCCCGAUCGAGAGUUGGUGCGUGGCCAUGCAAUCCAUGCCGCUUGCUGCAUUGCAAACUGCAUUGGACUAUGCGUGCGGCCAUGGUGGGGCAGACUGCUCGGCCAUCCAGCCUGGCGGCCAUUGCUAUUACCCGAACACGGUCCACGACCACGCGUCUUACGCGUUCAACAGUUAUUAUCAAAGUAAUCCGAUUCCGACUAGCUGUAAUUUUGGUGGGGCCGCGGUGACCACAAGCACCGAUCCAAGUUACGAUUCGUGUCAAUAUCCGUCGACAAGCACGAGUUCAUCUGUACUGAAUGUAAGUAGUUCGAGUGGAUCUCGGGUUUUUGGAGCCGGUCGACCGAACACCCCUGCUACUUCGGCUGCAGUCGUCCUGAGUUUUGAUCCAUAUUCUCACCAUAUAUUAGCAACUCUGGUUGUUUUAGUAGUCGAUCGCAUGAUAUAACUAAGGAAUGGUUAGGUUUUUGGUUUGAGUAGCUUCAAGUGGCCGUGCUAGAGGCCUUGAUGCCUUUGUGAUGUAUAUGUUGAUUUUGCUAAGAAAAAAGCAGAGUAGAUGAACUUGAGCUUAAUUACUAAUUUGUCGCAAACAAUGAAAAAAUCUGAUUGAAUUUUUCUUGAAUCUUGAUCUUUUAGCUCCAACGGUG
Striga asiatica is the source of this 1308-nucleotide messenger RNA. The record is from the annotation of a GenBank genome assembly. Lineage: Eukaryota; Viridiplantae; Streptophyta; Magnoliopsida; Lamiales; Orobanchaceae.